Oryza sativa Japonica Group (Japanese rice) is the source of this 1110-nucleotide messenger RNA. RefSeq lists its product as uncharacterized. The record is from RefSeq and is a predicted model, not a curated record. NCBI's taxonomy places the organism in Eukaryota, Viridiplantae, Streptophyta, Magnoliopsida, Poales, Poaceae.
GCUUCUAAGUACAGCAACUUCCGAUCUCUCUGCAGAUGACGACGCCAUGUGCGAGCUCCAGGGCGAAGCGCGCCACCGCGCCGCUGGACGCCGCCGCGAUGGCCCGCCUCGCCGUCGUCCCGGGCAGCGCUGACAGCAGCGGCAGCGAGCACGAGGCCGCGCUGUCCAGCCUCGUCAACGAGUACCUCCUCGAGGCGGCCGACGACGCCACCGUCCCCUCCGCCGCCGUGCUCGCCGUUGGUGGAGGCUCCGACGCCGAGGAGGAUGACGAGCACGAGGGCGGCGUCGGCGCGGCUGAGGAGGUCGACGAGAUCGCACGCGUUCUGGACGCCGCCGGUGGGGGCGACGGUGAUGAUCUGCGCCGCCGGAUCUUCGCCGACGUGGUGGAUUCCAUGCGUGAGCUGGAGAACGUCCGCGCCCAACGGUCGGCGUUCCGGCGCGCGGUGAUGUCCCUCCUGCGGGAGCGCGGCCACGACGCUGGCCUCUGCAAGGCGCGGUGGAACAAGACGAGCAGCAUGGUCGCCGGAAGCUACGAGUACAUCGAUGUCGUCGUCGCCGCCGCACCAGAUGCUGCAGAGGCGACGAGAUACAUCGUCGACGUCGGCUUCGCCGGUGAGUUCGAGGUGGCGCGGCCGACGGAAGACUACGAGGCCGUGCGCUCCGCGCUGCCGGAGGUGCUCGUCGCGAGGCCCGACGACGUGAGGAAGGUCGUCAGGGCGGCGGCGUCGGCGGCGCGGCGUUCGCUGAAGCGCCGCCGCCUCAGCGUGCCGCCGUGGAGGAAGCGCAAGUUCAUGAUUGCCAAAUGGCUUGGCCCGUACAGGAGGACGGUGAACGCCGUGCCGACGUCUGCCGGCACGGCGAUCGACGGCGGCAGCUCGUUGGCUGUCUGCCGGACAGUCCAUGGUUUCGAGGCGCCGCCUCUGGUCAUGACGACGCCGACCGGGCUCUGGGGUUGACAACUUGGCAUGCAUAUGGUAGGGACUAGGGAGUUCAUUGGUAGUUUCGAGUAGUAUUCAUAUUUCGUAGUGAUUGCAUGGAUGAUUGGAGAGUAAUUGUUUUAGGGGUGAUGUAAAUAUAUGAUAGGAGAGUAAAUAGCUUGCAUUGUUUGUA